Molecule: messenger RNA, 3069 nt
Organism: Colletotrichum phormii
Lineage: Eukaryota; Fungi; Ascomycota; Sordariomycetes; Glomerellales; Glomerellaceae
Exons: 6
Coding region: 1-3069 (1022 amino acids)
Biological process (GO): glutathione metabolic process
Cellular component (GO): cytosol
Molecular function (GO): 5-oxoprolinase (ATP-hydrolyzing) activity
Source: RefSeq, a predicted model, not a curated record
AUGACGUUCCCUACCUUGAGAAUAGGCGUCGACGUUGGCGGCACAAACACAGAUGGCGUCAUCCUCGACCCAACACCCGCCUCCUCCUCCUCCUCCUCCUCCUCCUCCUCCUCCCGCCCUCCCCUCGGCAUCCUCGCCACCCAAAAGACCCCAACAACACCCAACCCAAGCACCGGCAUCAACACCGCAAUCUCCCACAUGUUCUCAACCUCCAACAUCUCCCCCUCCCGCAUCGCAAGCGUCACAAUCGGCACAACACACUUCAUCAACGCCGUAAUAGAACAAGACGCCACCCGCCUCGCCCCCGUCGCCGUCCUCCGCCUCUGCGGGCCCUUCUCCGCCACCAUCUCCGCCGGCGUCGACUGGCCCCCGGCCUUACGCAGCAUCAUCUGCGCCCACCGCUCGCUCAUCGACGGCGGGCUGGAGAUUGACGGGGACUUGAUUGCGGAACUCGAUGAAGACGCCGUCCGGCGCGAGGUGGAGGUCGUGCGCGCAAAGGGGAUCAAAAGUAUCGUCGUCGUGGGGAUCUUUAGUCCCAUUGACGUCGUGUAUAGGCAGGAAGAGAGGGCGGCGGAGAUUAUUCGCGACGUUUAUCCGGGGGCGGACGUGGUGAUGUCAAAGGACGUGGCGAAUAUCGGGUUCCUUGAGCGUGAGAACGCGGCUAUCCUCAACGCUUCCAUCCUCCCGUUUGCUAGGCGAACCAUCCGUUCCUUUCAGGAUGCCGUUACAAGGCUUGGACUGAAAUGUCCCGUCUUCGUGACGCAGAACGACGGGACGAUUUUGCCCGCUGCGGCGGCGGCGCGGUUGCCUAUCAGGACGUUCUCCAGUGGUCCGACGAAUAGCAUGCGCGGCGCGGCGUUCCUCAUUAGGGGCAUGAAGGGAGAGAAGGAGGAGACAGGGCCGAUGAUGGUUGUCGAUAUCGGCGGGACGACAACGGACGUGGGAUUGUUACUGGCCAAUGGGUUCCCCAGGCAGGCGGCGGCGUAUAGCGAGAUUGCGGGUGUGCGGACGAACUUCUCGUACCCGGACGUCAAGAGUAUCGGGCUCGGGGGCGGUUCUAUCGUUAAGAGGAACGAGAGCACCGGUGAGUUAGUUAUUGGGCCGCAGAGCGUGGGGUAUCAGAUCCAGACAAAGGCUCUCGUUUUCGGCGGCGAUGUCGCGACGGCUACGGAUUACACUGUUCUGUCGGACCCGAAUGCCGUUCAGAUUGGAGACCGGUCUCUCGUUGAAGGUGUAAGCGGCCUCGCGGACGAUGUGCCAGAGUUCAAGGCACAAGCGAAGGCGAUGCUGGAGCGGAUCGUGGACACGAUGAAGACUUCGCCCGAGGAAAUCCCCGUUGUUCUCGUCGGCGGGGGCGCGGUCAUUGCGCCGGAGAAGUUGAAGGGGGCGAGCCGGGUUGUGAAGCCGGCGUGGUCUGGGGUUGCGAAUGCGAUUGGGGCUGCGACGGCGAGGGUCAGUGGUGUUGUGGACUCGAUUGAGAGUACCGAGACGAAGACUGCGUCCGAGGUCGUGGAGGCGUUGUCGCGGAGGGCUGUUGACCGGGCUGUUGAGAAUGGUGCUUCAAGGGAGAGCGUGACUAUUGCUGAGGUCGAAAGCUUCCCGUUGCAGUACAUUGCAAACAAGUCACGAAUCAUCAUCAAAGCUGUAGGAGACUUUGAUUUCUCCAGAUCGACAUCCAUGGAUUCAACGACAAUCCCAGAUGACGUCGAGCACUGCGAAGAAGAACCACCCAGAUUACCAGUACCUUUUCAAAGCCAGGACGUCUCAUCACCGCAAUCGUUGGUUUCGACCAAGGAGUACAUUGACGACUACAAGCCCAAGGUCCUCAACCGGCAGUGGCAUCUCUCCGAGACGGACCUCGACUGGAUCACGACAGGCUGCUACAUCCUAGGCACAGGAGGCGGCGGCUCGCCCUACCAACACAUGCUCCGUCUCCGCGCAAUGAUGCGCGCCGGCGCCACCGUCAAGAUUAUUUCUCCACAUGACCUGAAAGACGAUGAUGUUGUAGCUUGCGGCGGUGGGAAGGGUUCGCCGCAGGUAUCCAUCGAGAAGCCAUACGGCGAUGAAAUCAUGGAAUCGCAGAGGGAACUCUACGCAUACCUCAAGACGAAGCCUACGGCCGUGAUAUCUCUCGAGAUAGGAGGCGGCAACGGCCUGCAGGGCCUCAUCCUCGGCGCCAGCACCAAUCUCGACAUUCCUACAAUCGACGGCGACUGGAUGGGUCGCGCGUAUCCCAUCUCCCACCAGACUACCCCGGUAGUCUUUGAAAAGAAGGCGACGAUGAUUCCGUCGUGUAUAUCAGACGGGAACGGCAGAAUCAUGCUCAUGAUAAAAGCCCGUACAGAACUCGACGCAGAACGCGCCUUCCGCGCCGCCCUCUCGCGAAUGGGCUCCCACGUAGGCUGCGCAAAGGGCCCCGUUAGCGGCGGCGACACCAAGUCCUGGGUCGUCGAGAAUACCGUCUCGCUCUCCUGGCGCAUUGGCCGUGCAGUCGCGCUGGCGCGGUGUACCAACGCCGUAGACACCGUCGCCGAGGCCGUUGUUGAUGUAGUCGGCGGGAGGGAGUCGGCGAGGGUGCUGUUCAGAGGCAAGAUUGUGGGCGUGGAGAGGGUUACAAGGAUGGGGCAUGCUUAUGGGGAGGUUAUUAUUGAGGGGUAUACUGACGGCAGCGGUGGCUGUGAUGAGGUGGUUGAGAGGUUUGUUAUACCGUUCAAGAAUGAGAAUAUCCUUGCGAAAAGGGUUGAUGGUGAUGGGAGGGAAGAUCUGACAUAUCUCGUGCUCGAACAGGUCCUUGCAAUCGUCCCAGACCUAGUCUGCGUCCUCGACGCACAAAAUGGCGAGGCUCUCGGCACGCAAGAGUACCGCUACGGGCUGCUCGUCGUGGUGCUCGGCAUCACGGCGUCCGAUAAGUGGACGUCCACGGCGCGGGGCAUUGAGAUUGGCGGGCCCAAGGGGUUCGGGAUGAGUGAGCUGGAGUAUGUGCCUCUUGGUACUUUUAAGAAGCCGCAGAGCGUCAUCGAUGAGUUUGGGGGGGCAGUCUUGAUGGGUCAAGGACCAAGAGCUUGUUGA